UAUGUAUACACAGGCUGAUGAAAAGGAAGUUUCAACACACUUUCACUUUCUAAGAGCAAGAACGAGAGACGAAAGCCAUGGCUGACAUGGUUCUGAAGUCAAAGAGGAAGGUGUUUAUCCAAUCAGUGAGCACUGGCACAAUAAACAGCUUGUUGGAUGAACUAUUGGACAAAAAUGUGCUGAGCCCGGAGGAGAUGGAGAUAGUAAAAUAUGAAAAUCACACAGCUAUGGAUAAGGCCCGACAUUUGAUCGACUCCGUCAUUCGGAAAGGACACCAUGCAAGCCAAAUAUUUAUCAUUCAAAUUAGUACAUGUGACCCCCACCUUGAAAAGAAGCUGGGGCUCUCCUCAGACAUGGUUGGACCAGCUGAGCCAGCAGAAGAAUCUAGAGAUACUCUGAAGCUUUGUCCUCGUGAAGAAUUCCUGAAAGUGUGUAAAGAAAGGGCUGACGAGAUCUAUUCAAUAAAGGAUGGAAAGGACCGCACUCGUCUGGCUCUCAUUAUAUGCAACAGAGAGUUUGAUCAUCUUCCUCCGAGGGGAGGGGCUGAGCUUGACAUCACAGGGAUGAAGAGGCUUCUUGAGGGCCUUGGCUAUAGUGUGGAAGUGGAAGAGAAUCUCACAGCCAAGGAGAUGGAGUCAGUGCUGGAGGCAUUUGCUGCCCGCCCAGAGCACAAGUCUUCAGACAGCACAUUCUUGGUGUUCAUGUCUCAUGGCAUCCUGACAGGAAUUUGUGGGACUCUGCACAGAGAUGAAAACCCAGAUGUGCUGCUGUAUGACACCAUCUUUCGGAUGUUCAACAACUGCCACUGCCUCAGUCUAAAGGACAAACCGAAGGUCAUCAUUGUCCAGGCCUGCAGAGGUGCAAACCAAGGGGUAGUGUGGGUCAGUGACUCUCCAGAAGCCUUGGCAGACAGCUCUUCACAGCCACGUGGGGACCUGGAGGAGGAUGCUGUUCAAAGAGCACACGUGGAGAAGGACUUCAUUGCUUUCUGCUCCUCAACCCCACAUAACAUAUCCUGGAGAGACAGCAAAAAGGGUUCAUUCUUCAUUUCACAACUGAUCACAUGCUUUCAGAAAUAUUCUUGGUGCUGUCACCUUGAGGAAGUAUUUCGGAAGGUACAACGGUCAUUUGAAAAGCCAGAUGUUGAAGCUCAGAUGCCCACCAUUGAACGAUUAUCCAUGACAAGAUAUUUCUACCUCUUUCCUGGCAACUGAAAACAAAUUUUAGGAUAUCUAGUGUACAAAAUUGAUGGUUUCAGGAAGCUCACACUGUAAUUAAUGGAGACCGACUCUAAAUACACAAACUGAUAUACAUCAGAAAGUGAUCAGAGCUAAGAAGAAAAAUAAAGAAGGUAAAAGAAAUGAAACAGAUGGGUGCUGUUUGUGCUAUAAUAGAUUCUACAGGACAGUCUUCUUUGAAGUAAGGAAAUAAUGACAUUAGAACAGAGCAUGGACUGAGUUGGGUAGUAAAUCCUGUGAUUCUAUACAGAAAAAGCAUUCUAGUGCAGGGACUAGCUAAUACAAAGCCCGGAGGCAGAAAUGUAGUCACAUGUUUUUUUCUUUGAUUAAAAAAAUAUGUUAUUGUUUAUGCUAUGACAGUCGUCCCACUUUUCCUCCCUGCCAAAAUGCAGUGGGCUGGAGGAGAAUGAGAAUAGGGGACAUGACAGAGACAAAUUGAGGAACACGGGGAAAAUCCUGAUCACAUGGUAAAUGUUCUAAAAUUUUUAUCCUGAAUGAAAUUAGAAACCAUUUGACCAGAGAAAUGAGAUCAUAUGAUUAGAUUUUUCCAAAGCCCAGCCUGAGUACUGUCUAUGAAUACACUACAGUUGUCCCUGUUUCAAGUCAAGGGAAAUGGGAAAACCAUAUGGAAGAGGAUGAAAAAAGAAAAAGAAUCAUAAGGGAUAAAUUGAGGCUUGUUACUAUUCUGAUCUUCUGUUCUUUUUUCUU
Artibeus jamaicensis (Jamaican fruit-eating bat) is the source of this 1946-nucleotide messenger RNA. RefSeq names its product caspase-1-like. Gene Ontology annotation, molecular function: cysteine-type endopeptidase activity; caspase binding. Gene Ontology annotation, biological process: regulation of apoptotic process; proteolysis. Gene Ontology annotation, cellular component: protein-containing complex. The record is from RefSeq and is a predicted model, not a curated record. NCBI's taxonomy places the organism in Eukaryota, Metazoa, Chordata, Mammalia, Chiroptera, Phyllostomidae. The coding region runs from base 78 to 1214 and encodes 378 amino acids. The transcript is spliced from 9 exons.